UGUGGCGUGUCCUUGCCUUACCGCUCGGCUUUGGGGCGCGCCACGAUGCGGAAGGUGGUUUUGAUCACCGGGGCGAGCAGUGGCGUUGGCCUAGCCCUCUGCAGGCGGUUGCUGGAGGCAGACGAUGAGCUUCACCUGUGUUUGGCGUGCAGGAACAUGGGCAAAGCGGAAGCUGUUCGUGCUGCUCUGCUGGCCUCUUACCCCACCAGUGAGGUCACCACCGUGCAGGUGGAUGUCAGCAACCUGCAGUCGGUGCUCCGGGCCUCCAAGGAGCUCAAGCAAAGGUUUCAGAGAUUAGACUGUCUAUAUCUAAAUGCUGGGAUCAUGCCUAAUCCACAGCUGAAUAUCAAAGCCGUUUUCUCUGGCCUCUUUUCAAGAAAAGUGAUUCAUGUGUUCUCCACAGCUGAGGGACUGCUGACCCAGGAUGACAAGGUCACUGCUGACGGGCUCCAGGAGGUGUUUGAAACAAAUGUCUUUGGCCACUUUAUCUUGGUAAGAAGACUUUGGGCUUAA
Ceratotherium simum simum (southern white rhinoceros) is the source of this 513-nucleotide messenger RNA. The record is from RefSeq and is a predicted model, not a curated record. Lineage: Eukaryota; Metazoa; Chordata; Mammalia; Perissodactyla; Rhinocerotidae.